This is a messenger RNA of Diospyros lotus (date-plum), 620 nucleotides long. RefSeq lists its product as uncharacterized. The transcript has 2 exons. The record is from RefSeq and is a predicted model, not a curated record. Gene Ontology annotation, cellular component: membrane; intracellular membrane-bounded organelle. Gene Ontology annotation, molecular function: heme binding. NCBI's taxonomy places the organism in Eukaryota, Viridiplantae, Streptophyta, Magnoliopsida, Ericales, Ebenaceae. Bases 91 to 534 code for a protein of 147 amino acids.
CCCUACCCCUACCAACGCAGCAGACAGCUUCCUUCCCGAGCAGAGCAGAUAAAAAACUCAUCUCUCUCUCUCUCUCUCUGCGUGCUCCGUAUGGACAAACAAAGAAUUUUCACACUUACAGAGGUUGCUCAACACAAGUCCAAGAAGGAUUGCUGGCUCGUCAUCCAUGGCAGAGUGGUGAACGUGACAAAGUUCCUGGAACAACACCCGGGAGGAGACGAUGUGUUGAUGGAGUCGGCCGGGAAGGACGCAACCAAGGAAUUUGAAGAUAUCGGCCAUAGUCGUGCCGCUAAGAAGUUGCUCCGCGACUACCAGGUAGGGUUUCUCCAAGGCUACAAAAUUGUUCAAGAAGAAGAAGAUGCUGAUGAGGUUGCUCCCAAUAAAUCCAAGAGAAAAGAGGUGAAAGCGUUCGUGAUCGACGACGAUUCACAGCCCAAUCACGAGUUCUUUAUCGACUUCUUGCCGCCUCUGAUCGUCGCCUGCUCCUACUUGGCUUACCGGUACCUCACCGGAGCUGCCCAAUUCACCUCUUAAUUAGAUGGAUUUGGAAAGCCUAUUAAAUAAAUCUUCUAUCUUAAAUUCAAAAAUUUCUAUAAUAUAUGAUUGCUGCUUUGAUGAUA